Messenger RNA from Armigeres subalbatus, 1089 nucleotides. Its product is annotated as trypsin 3A1-like. Gene Ontology annotation, biological process: proteolysis. NCBI's taxonomy places the organism in Eukaryota, Metazoa, Arthropoda, Insecta, Diptera, Culicidae. The record is from RefSeq and is a predicted model, not a curated record. Bases 80 to 1060 code for a protein of 326 amino acids. The transcript has 4 exons. Gene Ontology annotation, molecular function: serine-type endopeptidase activity.
AGUUUGAGCUAAACUAGUAGCGGUUGUAGAUGUUGUGUUAUAGUUUUAGUUCCGUUCGUGUGUUGCUAUCGUAAUUCGGAUGGAAUUUCGAACGUGUCUAAUGGUGCUUUUUAUCGGUGCUUUUGCUGAUGGUGUCGGCGGGGUUGGAGGCCGCAUCACCCCGUACAAAGCUGCUAUCGAGUACAAGGGAAUUGUGUUCUGCGCUGGUGCGGUUGUGGAAACGACGUGGAUACUGACAGCUGCGAGAUGUUUAAUGAACAAAACUGCCUCAUACAUAACCGUCCGAUUAGGAGCAACGAACCCGAAAGAGGGUUUAUUAUUUGGAAUUAAAUCGUCGCACGUUCAUCCCAAAUACAACCUGGAAACAUCUCGACGAGCCGUGGGAUUGUUGAAACUCGGUACGACUUUGAAAUAUUCGCACAUAAUCGAUUCCAUUCCGAUGGUGAAGCCAGGCUACGGGAUGGAGGAGGGAACCAAAUGUACGAUCCCGAGCCAUACGUCGAACUAUCCGGACAUCAAAGCGAAGCUAUGGUCCAGGGAGCGCUGCGAAUUUGACUAUCCGAAAUCGUUCAAUUUCACAGAUGACGCGCUGUGUGCGAAAAUAUCGAAUGGAAACACGCACCACAGCCAGAACAGCGCUCGCAGAAAUCACUCGUGUAAUGAUCUCCAGCAACGCACCAACAUCAUGCUCGGCAGUCCGUUAGUAUGCGAAGGCAAACUGGUUGCCGUGGUGUCGCACAUCGACUGGCAAACUGCAACGGCAGCGGCAGGUCAAUGCGGCGGCACUACUGCUGUUGGAACCGUCGCUAUCGUGGACGAAGUCGAUGCCGCGGGGGCAAACAAGUCCGGUCUUCCCGAUGUGUUCUCGGAUGUCGCCUUCGCCAAUCAUUGGAUCAGUUCGCAUUUGUCCGACAAAAGAAAGCAGCGCAAGCAUACCGGCGGAAGGCGAAGGUCGUCGCACAGACAGUUCCAGCGGAGGAAUGGUGGCGCGGGGAGAUCCGCUGAAGGAAUUGCGAUUGUGGGGUGGGUGCUACUGCUGAACUAUUUUGUGAUCUCAUGAGGCGAACAUUUCGAUAAUAAAGUUUUCUU